Molecule: messenger RNA, 1062 nt
Organism: Echinostoma caproni
Lineage: Eukaryota; Metazoa; Platyhelminthes; Trematoda; Plagiorchiida; Echinostomatidae
Source: the annotation of a GenBank genome assembly
AUGGCCUUGCAAUUUCUGCCACUCAUAUUCCUGGUGAAGUUUGUUUCGGGUAUUUCAUCCUCCCAGUCAAAACAUGUCAUCGUGGUUUGUACCUGGCCGUUUACCAAGGCUACAGAUGCAGCUUGGGAAGUUUUGAGUCAGAAUGUGCUAAUUCACAACGAAUCACGCGUUGGGACCGCCGUGAAUGCAGUCGUCGCUGGCUGCUCAAACGCGGAGGAAGACAGGAUUAUCACGAGUGUGGGAUAUGGCUGUUCACCAGAUGAGGAAGGUCAUACAACCCUGGAUGCUAUGGUAAUGGAUGGGGAUACAAUGAAUGUAGGUGCAGUUGCUGCCAUGCCUUACAUUCGACAUGCAGCUCAAGUGGCCCGUGAAGUGCUGUAUACAACUAAGCACACAUUACUUGCAGGCCACCAAGCAGCUAAAUUUGCAAUAACAAGAGGAUAUACACCAGAAUCACUAGAUACACCGGAAUCAAAAGAACUGUGGAGGAAAUGGAAGGCAAACAAAUGUCAGCCCAACUAUCGAGAACCAUCAUCGUGGAUACCCGAUCCGAGCGCACAAUGUGGUCCGUAUGGACCAAAGUGGACAGCAUUUCAAAAGACCGCUAAUCGUCCGAAAGGGACCGUGAACGAGCAACAGCAUGACACAAUCGGAAUGAUCGCCAUGGAUGCGCACGGUUCGAUGGCGGUGGGAUUGUCUACUAGUGGAGCGAUACACAAAAUACCCGGUCGUGUGGGAGACACUCCUAUCCCGGGAUCAGGAGGUUAUGUGGAUUCUGAGAUCGGUGGUGCGGUUGGAACCGGAGAUGGCGAUGUACUGAUGCGGUUCGCACUCAGUUUUCAAACCGUGUUUUACAUGCGACAAGGAACGAGUCCUGAGGAGGCUUGCAAGUUAAGCCUCAAAUCAGUUAAACAGGAAGGAGUAUGGAGUGGAGCCUUGGUUGCGAUGAACAAAACGGGACAAUACGGAGCAGCUUGUGUGGGAUUUGGAAAAUUUCAAAUGGCCAUACGAUCAGUUCAGACGGGGAACUCGUCCACUGUGCUGACGAUAGAAUGUGACUAA